GAAGUGUUUUCUAUGAAAUUUCCUGUUUUAGACGGCUUGAGAAGCAUGUACUGGCAAGCCCUGUUAAGUGAUGAGUAAUGAAAGAAUGGGUUACAGGGCGCCAGUAAGAAACAUGAAAAUGAUGUCAUCUUUGAAUGAUGUCACGUGGCUGCUUUUAUGAAAUGAAGAUACACCACUCAGGAGAUAUCCCAGCCAGAGAUAUUUACUAUGCCUGCCAAGAAUUUCAAUUGAAACGUACACUACUCGUAAUCUUGCAUGUGUGUUGACAGCCAGCAGCCAAUGGCAGAUGACGCUAGUGGUCAUGUGAUAGAAUACAGAAACCAAUGGUCGAUCAAGGGAGUUGAAUAAUGGAGGCACCUGUUCGAACAAAUCAAGUAGUGGCGGCGCAGGUACAUCGUAGCCACUGCACAUCACAAGGAUAUCGAAACAAAGUGGGAAGUUUGAUCAUACACUUGAAAACAAAUAAGUCGCAAGCGGCCGAAAUAAGAAGCGUUUUGACAACAAAUUUGCAUCUCGCGUACAAUUUAUGUCGUUCUGGGCCGGAAACAUGCCCAUCGAUUAUUUGUUUUUUACCGUAUAGCAGAAAUCAAGGCAUCGUAUUAAUGUGUGAUUGAAUUAAUUUGCAUCUACAAUCAUUACGGAAGUAUGUUCUGGGAUGUAGGCUCGAUCAGCCAAUUUGCCUUGCUUCUCGCUAUUACCGCCCAACCUUUGCAAACCGAUGCUGGAUUAAGGGACACCCAGUCAUUGUACUUCACCAAAGAACCAACGGAUGUAACCUUCCUAAACACAAAGUCAGCCAAAGUCGAAUGCAAGGCAAAUGGAAGCCCAAAAGCAACCAUUUCUUGGCAAACUGUCGAUGGAAAAGCAGCAAAAAAUAUCUCUGGGAUUCGACAUAUACUCCUGGAUGGCUCGUUGGAGUUCCCUACCUUUGCUCAAGGGGACUUCAGACCUGACGUCCAUGCCACUCAAUACAGAUGCUUGGCACAAAACAAAAUUGGCAAGCUUCAAAGCCGAUUGAUUCGAGUGAAAGCAGUCAUAGACAGCCCGUACUCACCAACGGUGUUCCAUCAAAUGUCCUUCGUUGGUGGAUCAGCGGUCUUUAAGUGUCACUUCGAAGCAGCCUCUCACAUUUCAUUGGUUUCGUGGUCGUUGAGAUGGCAGACAAGCAACACGGAAACCAACGUGAGAGAUGGAGAGUCAAAUGGAAGAUUCCAUGUCCUCAAGGGUCUGCCAUAUAUAAUUAUAUCGAGGAUAAGGAAUGCGGACAACUUUCUGGCUGUUAAGUGCUUUAUAAAAGACAGUCUGAGUGGAGUAACCUUGAAAAGCUCCAGUGCAUACGUGUAUAUACAAAAUCAAGCUUCAAAAAAGGCAAGUUUGGUACUUCCGCCAGUUUCUCAGAAUGUUUUGAAAGGGACAGAUGCAGUGCUUCCUUGUGUUGCCAAUGGAGGCUCCUCCUUAGUAUACACUUGGUAUAAGAACGGGGCACGACUAGCCAUAUCCCCAAGGGUCGUGAAUAUUGUCAGUGGAUCAAUGGUCCUCAAACACGUCAGUAACGGCGAUGCUGGAGAGUACAAGUGUAUCGUGAGAUCGCCUAACCAAACCUUGUCAGCCUCGAUGAACCUCAGUAUCACCGAGGGCAUACGAUUCACUAGAACGCUGCAAAGCCAGUUCAUACCUCUUGGCAAUACCCUUCGUUUCUCAUGCAAGGUCACUGGCCUCCCAACACCUUCGAUCACCUGGAUAAAAGAUGGAACGCCACUUUCUACUGGCAGCAGAAUGGUUAUUGAUAGGUCUAUUCAAACAAACAAUGUCCUUUCCAGUGACUUGCUUCUAUACUUGGUGUCGCAUCGAGACGAGGGUGUGUACCAAUGCGUGUCAAAGAAUGCUGUGGAGGAGAGGCAGACCAGCGCCAGACUUGUUGUCGGAGCAAUAAAGCCAAGAAUCACAACAUUGCCACAAACGCGCCAGGUUCUGGAACAGGAUCAGACCCUGAGCUUAAAAUGCAUUGCUGCGGGGCAGCCGACACCACAAUUCACGUGGUGGUCGGACGGAGUGCAGGUUUUCAACAGCCAGCAACGCGUCACAAUCGCGACCAGCAACACAGCAUCUGGCGGAGUUCAAAGCAUUUUAAUGAUACAGGGACUGAGGAUGAGUGACAGUGCCGUUUACGCAUGCAAGUCAGAGAACAAAGCAGGUGUGGCCACUGCGACUUCAGAUGUGACUGUCAAAGGUGCUCCAACAAUCGUACGUUUCCCAGAACGUGUUUACGCGCUGGUCAACCAGCCAGUUUACCUCCACUGCAUUGCGAAAGGCUACCCACUGGCAACAUUCAAAUGGUCCAAGGAUAGUUGGCACAAUCUAGCAACUGAUGACCUGUACAAGAUAUUUGAAAAUGGAACGCUGUUCAUCUCUUCAGUUCAAGAAAAGAGCAAAGGGCAAUAUAAGUGCCAGGCCUCUAAUGAAGUAGGAGACGAUGAAAAGACACUGGGUCUAUAUGUUCAAGUGCCUCCUACAAUUGCCCCCUUCAAAUGGACACCAAUCGAAGCCGGACACCGGACAUCGAAAACAUGCCAGGUUCCAACAGGCGAUCUUCCCAUUAAAAUAACUUGGUACUGGAAUGGAAAGAUAAUCAUUAGCGGGAACGGAGUGACUGUCGACACCAAAGACUUCUUAAGUUAUUUGACAUUCUCAGAGGUAAAAGCAGCACACAGAGGAAGGUACACCUGCAAGGCAGAAAAUGCUGCUGGAUCGGCAUCUUACUCCGAAGAGCUUCUGGUACACGAAUCUCCGAAACUCACGCUUGCACCAAACGACGUUUCAAUUCUAAAACCAAACACACUUCAUCUGAUAUGCAAAGGUUCAGGGUUUCCUUCUCCACAAAUCGUUUGGUAUAAAAAGGGUGAAUUUAGUGAAGCUAGGAAAUUGCUUCAUUUGACCGACCGGGUGCGACAGUAUCAAAACGGUUCUCUUCUUAUAUACCGGACAUCGGCGAAGGACAAUGGGAAGUACACGUGCAGUGCGGAAAAUGACAUUGGAAAAAACGCAGAAAGAACAAUUACAGUUGAUAUCAAAGUUCCUGCCAAGGUCAUACCUGCUCGCAGCAAAGUUGUGAAACAGCGCAAGGAUGCAUCAGCAGUAAUUCGCUGCGAGGCAUCUGGCACUCCAGAUAUCAAACUUCAUUGGUACAAAUCUUCAAAGCCUAUUUCUGUCUCUUCGAAGUUCAAUGAAAACAAGCUGAUGAGACGCGUUGGCAAUCAAGUCUACGUGAAUUCAACUUUGAAAAUUAACACACUGCAAAGAGCCGAUAACGGAACAUACAUCUGUCAGGUUACUAACUCCUUUGGUGGAGACACACAAGAUUUUCGAGUGGUUGUUUUAGAGAGGCCAGAUCCACCAAAGAUUCCUCUGUCUGAAAAAAUCUCGUCUCGCUGGUUGGAAGUUACAUGGAGCAAGCCAUAUAAUGGUCACUCUGCAAUUUUAAGAUACACAGUCGAAUAUAAGCGACAUUCAGACAUGUGGUCAAAGGUAGCUCGAGUUUUUGUUCCUGGGAACAAUACAAAGGCCACUGUACAUGGAUUGUCACCUGGAGUAAACUACAAUUUUAGAAUCAGAGCAACGAAUGGCAUUGGCGAGAGCCAGCCUAGUGAGGACUCUGUAUUCAGAACAAGAGAGGAAGCUCCUUCAUCAUCUCCAACGAAUGUGACUGUUACUGCUAUUGCAAAAGAUAAACUAAAAGUACAAUGGCGGGCCCCUCGUGUCAAUCAACGAAACGGAAUCCUACUUGGCUAUUACGUCACGUACAAAGAGUUUUUUGCCUCCACACCAGACACAGAUAUAUUAGUCCAGGGACAGCAACGGCAUGAAGCUUUGCUGGAGGAUUUAUUGCCGUAUACUUCGUAUGAGAUAACGGUGAAGGCAUUUACAAAGGCGGGAGUUGGUCCCCCUUCUCCUGUUGAAAGAAGAACCACUCUGCAAGGAGCUCCGACUGCCCCACCGACCAGCAUCAAGGCCACUGCAAUAAGCUCUCAGAUAAUACGUGUUACUUGGGGACUGCCCCCAUUUCCACACAGACAUGGACUAAUUAAAGGGUACAAAGUCAAAUACUUUAAGAAACUCUCGAAGAAAGUUCUUGAGAAGACUGUCACUCGUGUUCACUAUGCCGAACUUACUAAUUUGGAAAAGUAUACAGAAUACGAGAUUUUUGUUCUGGCUUUCACAGAAGGUGGAGACGGAAAGACAAGCAAAAGUAUUAUCUCAAGGACGCUGGAAGAUGUUCCUGGGCCACCUGAGCAGUUGAGAGCUGCUGCAGCUUCUCCACACCAAAUUAUGGUCACGUGGAAGAAGCCUUCCAAACCAAAUGGCGUUAUCACAGGUUACAUUUUACACUACCGCAAGUCCAUGGAUGGAUCUACAUCACAACACGAGGUUCGGCUAAGCAGGAACGCUUCCUCGAGUAUCUUACAUGGACUGGAAGUCGGCAAGAAGUAUGAAAUUUGGAUGAACGCACAGACUGUCAUUGGAACAGGACUUCGAACAGGCUUUGUCAAAGCAAUGACGAUGACAAAAAUUCCAGCUCGGAUCCUGACCCUUACGCAGAUUGUCAAAGUUCCAGUGAACGCAAACGUAGGACUGCCUUGCGUCGCAGUAGGCCAUCCCAAACCGGUCAUUUCUUGGUACUUCAAUAUCAAAAGAAUUAUCAAACGACGACGGCGACGAAGUACUCCGUAUUACAAUGAAGGAAAACUUGUAUUGAGUGACGUAAAAUUAAAAGAUGCUGGUGCCUAUAACUGCUCUGCUGUCAAUCAAUAUGGCUCUGACUGGAAUAUCAUUACACUUGUUGUGCAAGGUUUUCCAGCCCGACCGAGGGCCAUUAAAGCAGAGCAAUUCAACAAAACCUCCAUCAACAUCAGCUGGGUCCCAGGCUUCAACGGUCACAGCCCCUUUGUUCGCCAUGAAAUCAAAUACAGAUACGGUAAUCUGUCGUCCUGGAACUAUCUUCAAGUGCCAUCGGACAAGCUCUGGAUGACAUUUGAUAUGAAAGUCGGUUCCAAGGCGUUCUUUGCUGUUGCCAGUGAAAAUUCCGUUGGUGUUGGUCCUUUUAGUAACACGAUUGAAGUGCAUGUCACUGCAAAUGGUUUGGUUACACGAGUUGUCUCAGAAGAAAAGAGGACAAUACUCGAGAGUGUCGCUGUGGCGGAGGAAAAAGAAAACGUAAUAGGGCCGAUCAUUGCUGGUUGUGUUGUUGCUGUUGUCAUUGUAACGAUCAUUAUGCUGUUAGCAUCAUGGGAUAGAACAGAGCGCAGGAUGAGAACUCCAAAGUGCAAUCGUCUGUUUGUUUGUGAAUGCGAUGACGACUUCCCAAAAGACCAAUUUCGUGGCACAUAUGACGGCCCUUAUAACGAGCCCAACAUGCCCUGGCCAUGGAAUUCCGCGGUGGAGAGCGUUGUUUCUAGUAACGACGAGCCGCCGACCUCCAACCCAACAGGAGAGGAAGAGCGCUUCCCGGAGCAUCUGUUUGCGCAGCUUUUGAACUUCGAUGAAACCGAGGAAGACGAAGACAAGGCAACAGACACUCAGGAAAAUAGUAGCCCUGACAAACCUGAAUCUGCGAUGCGUUUUGGCACUCCAAGCACAAACACAUACAAAACCUCUGAAUCAUCCCAGCUCUCUAAAGGAAUUUAUACUAGCAACAGUUUAUUGUCAAGUCGAAACAUGCCUAGCUCCAAUGAAAGUGAUAGCGGCAAUGCGGAGGCAACGGGAAAUUUCAUUUCUAGAAGUGUUGAGGGCGCGUUAAGCGAGGAAAAGUACACGGAGCGUGCUAAGCGGUCUUAUAAAGAUCAGCAGCUGAGACAUUAUUUUAAAAGUUUAGAUAGUGGACUGCAAAAACAACCGAAUUUAAAGCUCUACUUGACCGCAAAUAAUGGGAAGCGAAAUAAAACUGGCCAACCACCAAAAGAUUCCCAAGCAACGGGAAUGAAAUCCCUUACAUUAAUCGUACGCGACAACAAAGUGAAGCGGUCAAGAAGUGUGCGUUCGUACGAUUCCGUUUCAUCAACCUGUAGUUCAACGCGCGGAGAGUUGGUUCGUGCCUACGAAUUCGGUCGAAAAUACAGACUGCAGGAAUAUAUUGUCCCACAAAUUGGGGACAGUACAACUGAAGACAGUUGCAGUGAAAUCAGUGAGCUUUGUGAAUUCUCUUCAUUGCCGCGUAAUACAAAUGACUGCCUCCUGCGUAUGCCGUUGCCAAUUAGGCCAGAUGUUGUUGAUGCAACGUUCAAAGGCCUAACAGUUAAAAAUUUUCAAGACCCAUACGAUGGAGAGUCUCUCGUUUGAGACUUCGUUUUUCCAAUGGCAGCAGAAAUGCAUUGUGUACUGACAGCGCUAAAUGCUGCUGCGAAGAUGCUCACUGUAUCGAAAGUUGAAAAAAUGUAGUGCCAGGUUUGCAUGUUUAGUUCAUAUUGUUAAGUGAGGUGUCAGCAUGUUUUUAUCUAAAUCAACUGAUAUUUGUGACACUCUUUGCUUUGCAACAAUCUUUAGAAGAACAAAAAACAACCUUAACCUAUUCAACAUUGUUUCUGUGCCCGCCUGUGGGAUGCCAAGUAAAUUUGAGUCCUAUAAACUGAAAUCCUCACGUUGCUACGGCUAAAAUCUGGCAAAAAGGUCUUUAGAACUAAAAUCGAAUAUUAAAAAUGCUUAUAUGUUAAGGAUAAAAAACUUUAGCUUUUUGAUAAAGACGACACCCCAAUUGUCGCGUAGGGUCGCAGCUUCAACCUUGAGUGAAGGGGUCAUAGAGUCAUACAUAGUUACCCGAUUUAACCAUGACACUUGUGCCCCCCUUUACGUUGCAUCUAUUGUAGCUUUAUAGCCAAGAGAAAAAAAUUCCAAACACUAGUUAAAAUUCAUAAAUUGCAGCAUGCUUGCAACCAUACUCAAUACGAUAUUUUUGUAACAAUUUGCAGAAAGUCCUGGACAUUCAAGUCCUGCACGUCUCCUAUUGCUAUGAAAUAUAGUUGAAUUUUAGAACACGUUGUAAUCCCAUUGCUUAUAUUUUACUGAAACAUUGAACUUUGCUGAUCACUUGGAUCAAAAUUUCGUAGUUUAAGACUACAAAAAAUAAAGUAAAACCUUAAUGUUGUGUCAUUUAUGAAAUUUCACAGAGAGUAAACUGUAAUUUUAGUUAUGUAGUACAAGAAUGCAAAUAACUUGCAAAACCCACUUUAUAACUUGCAAAACAGUUGUUAUUUCUAAUAAAAUAGAUGUAGAGGUGAUUUUAUUCGGUCCAAAUCAUUGCUAUGUAAAUUAUUCCUUAAGACCCUUGUGUUAUCGCUAUGUACUUUUUCUUCAUCCCUUACCAUACUUUAACAUAGGCCUACUUCUUCCUUCCAUGUAGCCGCGGUAUCAAGUUGUUUCCAUUUUAGAGUCCUGAUCAAUUUAGCUUCUUAGAUACCAGGCUCCCAAGAACAGUUGAGCAAACGACAUAAUAGAUAUAAUCGAUACCAGGCUCCCAAGAACAGUUGAGCAAACGACACAAAGCUCGUUUAAAUCCUUCUCGAUAGUUACGAUGACAUACACCUUGUUCUUGUUUCACUGACAGCCAAGGCAACAGUUGGGAGUCUUGAUUUUCCAGGAAUGGUUUCGUAAAACAUUAAUUGCUGCAUAUUAUUGAAAAGUAGAAAAUUCAUCAGAUUGAUUAUUAUUAAAUUUUGUAAUGCAUACUGUAAUUUUUUCAAUUAAAUCAAUAAGCGAAUCAGAUUUUC
Molecule: messenger RNA, 7757 nt
Organism: Rhopilema esculentum
Lineage: Eukaryota; Metazoa; Cnidaria; Scyphozoa; Rhizostomeae; Rhizostomatidae
Product: cell adhesion molecule DSCAM
Biological process (GO): cell-cell adhesion
Molecular function (GO): protein binding
Source: RefSeq, a predicted model, not a curated record